UUCUAUCCAUGGCAGUCUUCUCUGUUGGAUUUAUUUUCCAACCACCUAUGACCUCCACAGUCUAAUAUUUACCAGAUAAAUACUGCAAAUCAUACUCUCACCCUGGCUACUGCCGGGUUUUCUUGUGGGGAAAUCAUGGGAGAUUUUGGUCAUAGCUCUAGUAACGGGCGUAGAAGUCAAGACCCGAAGCAGAAAGAGGUAAGAACUGACGAUACAAAGGUGGAAUUCUCUGAGGAUGAGGAGAUGCUUAUUGCCAGAAUGUUUAACUUGGUUGGAGAGAGGUGGUCUCUGAUUGCUGGGAGAAUCCCUGGAAGGACAGCAGAGGAGAUCGAGAAGUACUGGACUUCAAGACAUAGCUCACAGUUACAGAAGCAAAGAUGAUCCUCUAGACUCCAGAUCAGGCCGG
Messenger RNA from Durio zibethinus, 406 nucleotides. Its product is annotated as MYB-like transcription factor ETC3. Gene Ontology annotation, cellular component: nucleus. The record is from RefSeq and is a predicted model, not a curated record. Gene Ontology annotation, molecular function: transcription cis-regulatory region binding. Gene Ontology annotation, biological process: cell differentiation; regulation of DNA-templated transcription. Lineage: Eukaryota; Viridiplantae; Streptophyta; Magnoliopsida; Malvales; Malvaceae.